Messenger RNA from Clarias gariepinus (North African catfish), 1133 nucleotides. It is a transcript of the gene mblac1, whose product is annotated as metallo-beta-lactamase domain containing 1. The transcript has 2 exons. NCBI's taxonomy places the organism in Eukaryota, Metazoa, Chordata, Actinopteri, Siluriformes, Clariidae. The coding region runs from base 117 to 779 and encodes 220 amino acids. The record is from RefSeq and is a predicted model, not a curated record.
CCCAAGCACGUGUCCGUAGUAGUAAUAACAUAAAAGGCUUUACUUACUUAGAACUUAUUAUCCAUUAAGGAAUUGAAAAAAAAACAGAAAAAAAACAAUUAGUAGUAAAACUUGACAUGGCGGCGGUUGGGGCGUGUAGGGUUAGGAAGAGCGAGUGUGCGGAGGUGAGAGAGGUUAUUUUGGGUGAACCUUACUGUGUGUCCGUACUGAAACAUGGCUACUGCCUGAGUCAGGAUGAUGGCUCUUUUCGGGCGGACGGCAGCAUUACUUUACUGACCGGACCCACGACUAUAUUAGUGGAUACGGGAGGGCCGUGGGACCGAGACUUCCUGCUUUCUAAACUGAAGGAAAAAGGAUUGUCGCCUGAUGAUGUGAGUUUGGUGGUCGGUACGCACGGGCACUCGGACCACGUGGGCAACUUAAACCUGUUUCCCAGAGCAACAGUAGUCGUGGGAUGCGACGUGAGUCAGGAGGACAGAUACCUGCCGAAUAAACUGGCAGAGGGCUCACCUUAUCCCAUUGACCCAUAUGUUUCCAUCAUCCCUACGCCUGGCCAUACUGGACGUGAUGUCAGUGUUCUUGUUAAGGGAACAGUUUUGGGACAAGUUCUUGUGGCUGGGGACCUGUUUGAGUGUUGUACUGAUGAAGACUCAUGGAGGGAGCUCAGCGAGAACCCAGAGGUACAGGACAUUUGUCGGCAGACAGCUUUAAGGACUGCUGAUGUCAUCAUUCCUGGACAUGGAGCACCGUUUAGGGUGUUCAGGGAAUCAGAAGACUAAGGACUGGAAAUUACCAAAGUAUAUUUGGGUCUGGGAAGCAGGAGUCUUUUAGACCUAUAUUUGGAAGUCAAAGGAAUAAAAAAGCAGGUUUAAUAUUUACAUGGUUGUACAAUGACACUAUUGUUUUAAUUAUUAUUUAUUUAUUUAGUAAUUAUUUUUUUGCAUUUUUCUAUGUGCCCCUUGGUAUCCGAAAACCAUAAAAAUGCCAUUAAAACUUUUUUUUUUUUUUUUUAUAACCAAGGGUCAGAGGAUACACUGUAUGCUACCUAAUGAAUAUCAGUAGAGAUCAGUAACACAGCUUUUAUGGUUUAUUUAUUUAAUUAUUUUAUGAAUAAAAUAAACAAUCAGCAAUGA